UCGCUUUAACGGUGAGUGACGGCAAUAUUGUGCGCCGGUGAAGCACAAAUCCGGUGACUGACUUUAACCAGUCCUGUUGCCCAGUGUUUUGGGUUAGUUUAGUGCUGUGAGCUGUGAAUUCAUGUAUACUAAGUCCGUUUUGUUUACUUAAACCACACAGUAGGCUGGUUAGUGUAGUUUUGCGAUAUUGGGAAGGGGCUCGCUCAAAUCAAAUCAUGGCUUAUAUUCAGGUUUUGAAGGUCCUGCACCGAAAUCUGCAGCACAGAGCACCACAGGUCAGCGUGCUUAUCCAUACGCACAGGAGAGUGUCAACAUUAUCAAGACUGGCCUUCCACAGUGGACUAGAGGCUAAUUCGCCUGUGCUAAGCUGCUUAAUACAAACACACAGACGGCGGGGUAUUUGUCUCGACUUUACAGCCAGAAAUAAAAGCAGCCCCGAGGACCGAGACAGGUCAGUGUCCAAGUUCCAGAGUGGGAGUCCAAAGCCUUCAGCUGCACAAAAAGUGAAAGAAGCUGGCAGGGACUUCACCUACCUGAUCGUGGUACUCAUCGGGCUUGGAGUGACAGGUGGGCUGCUGUAUGUGGUGUUCCAAGAGCUGUUUGCAUCCGCGAGUCCAAAUAAAGUGUAUGGGAGAGCCUUCGAUAAAGUCAAGUCACACCCAGAGGUAAUUGGUGCAUUUGGUGAGCCAAUCAAAUGUUACGGGGAGACCACCCGUCGAGGAAGGAGGCAGCAAGUCAGUCAUAUCGAGUACCUGAAGGAUGGAAUGAAGCAUAUGAGACUUAAGUUUUACAUUGAGGGCUCAGAGCCGGGAGUGAAGGGGACAGUGCAUACAGAGUCUAAAGAGAAUCCUGAAACUGGAAAAUAUGAGUUUCGUUAUAUAUUUGUGGACAUGGAUGUCUACCCAAGACGGACUAUAAUUGUGGAAGAUAACAGAUAAGGACCUUAGAUGUGUGAUUCAGCGUUAUGGAAGCAUGAGGAGUGUGUGUUAGAUGUGUUGCUGGACAAAAAAACUGGAGAAUUCACCUUCACAUAGUGUCAGAGGCUGUUAAACAAUUACAGCUUUGGUGUAGCAUUUGGUGUAGAGCCUUGCAAAGCAGAGAUCAAAGGAUCACAUGGCCCCGUGCUACUAAUUUAUAAAUGUUUGUUUUUUUUACUAGAUUGUGAUCUUGAUUUUGAA
Molecule: messenger RNA, 1178 nt
Organism: Pundamilia nyererei
Lineage: Eukaryota; Metazoa; Chordata; Actinopteri; Cichliformes; Cichlidae
Gene: timm21
Product: translocase of inner mitochondrial membrane 21
Exons: 6
Coding region: 216-938 (240 amino acids)
Biological process (GO): protein import into mitochondrial matrix
Cellular component (GO): TIM23 mitochondrial import inner membrane translocase complex
Source: RefSeq, a predicted model, not a curated record